UGGUUAUUCCUGAUGGCACAUCAGAGAAGGCAGGGUUUGGAGAUGAACUGGGAAGUGAAGAGGAUCUCCUGUACGAAGAUUUUCGUAGUUCUGGACAUCGUUUUGGACACCCAGGAGGGGGCGGAGGGGAGCAGCUAGCCAUCAAUGAGCUGAUCAGCGAUGGCAGUGUGGUGUAUGCUGAGGCGCUCUGGGACCAUGUCACCAUGGAUGACCAGGAGCUUGGCUUCAAGGCUGGUGAUGUCAUCGAAGUAGUGGAUGCCACGAACAAGGAGUGGUGGUGGGGUCGCAUCAUGGACAGCGAGGGCUGGUUUCCUGCAAGCUUUGUGCGGUUGCGUGUGAAUCAGGAUGAGCCAAUGGAGGAGUAUCUGGCCCACCUGGAGGAGGUGCACACUGGGGAGAAGGACCAGGCGGCUCUAGGCCUGUUAUUGGGGCCUGGUUUACCCUGCAAAGAGCAGAUGAGGACCAACGUUAUCAAUGAGAUCAUGAGCACAGAGAGAGACUACAUCAAGCACCUGAAGGACAUCUGUGAGGGUUAUAUAAAACAGUGCCGUAAGAGAACAGACAUGUUCACUGAGGAUCAGCUUCGAACCAUCUUUGGCAAUAUUGAAGAGAUCUACCGAUUCCAGAGGAAGUUCUUGAAAGGCCUGGAGAAGAAGUUCAACAAGGAGCAGCCGCACCUCAGCGAGAUUGGCUGCUGCUUCCUCGAACAUCAAACAGAUUUCCAGAUCUAUUCAGAGUACUGCAACAACCACCCCAACGCCUGCAUCCAGCUCUCUAAAUUGAUGAAAGUCAACAAGUACGUGUUCUUCUUUGAAGCCUGCCGACUACUCCAGAAGAUGAUCGACAUUUCCUUGGAUGGCUUCCUGCUCACUCCGGUUCAAAAGAUCUGCAAGUACCCACUGCAGCUGGCUGAGCUGCUCAAAUACACCAACCCACAGCACAGAGACUACAAAGAUGUGGAAGCAGCCUUAAACGCCAUGAAGAACGUGGCAAGGCUGAUCAAUGAGAGGAAGCGGCGCCUUGAGAAUAUUGACAAGAUCGCCCAGUGGCAGAGCUCCAUAGAGGACUGGGAGGGUGAAGACAUCCUCAGUAGGAGCUCUGAUCUCAUCUUUUCAGGGGAGUUGACCAAGCUGUCUCAGCCUCAGGUCAAGAGUCAACAGAGAAUGUUUUUCCUUUUUGACCAUCAGAUGGUGUACUGCAAAAAGAAGCUCCUGGCGGCAGCAAUUUAUCAUCGCUUCUCUCUCACAGAGGUCCAGAAGAAACAGGCCAUGUUGAAUGCCUGUAAAAGCCAUCCAGCUGGAAAACCCAAAGCGGUGACCAGGCCCUACUAUGACUUCCUUCUGCGACAGAAACACCCCUCCCUCCCCACAGCUUUGCCCCAGCAGCAGGUCUUCAUGUUGGCUGAGCCCAAGCGCAAAGCCUCCACCUUUUGGCACAACAUUGGGAGAUUGACACCCUUCAAGAAGUAAAAAAAAAAAAGAUGACAGAAAUGGAAAGCUGUGGAGAAAGAAAAAGAGGAGGAGAAAGAGAAGAGCUCUCUGCUCGUGCCUGAACAGACCCUUUUUAAUUCCUCCUCCUUCAUUUCCGAGCGUUAACAUUGCCCUAAUUGAUAUACUGAUUUAUUGUAUAGUUAAGGAUGAUUAUGAUGAUGGGGAGAUUAUUUUUGAAAGCACUUUAUAGGUUGGUUAACAAUCAAACUUGAGAAUGGUCUCCUGGAGACACUGAGUCAAACAGGGAGCAUGGACUCUUGCUUAACUUGCUACUAUACCUUCAGUCAAGCGCAAACUGGUACUAAUACUACUACUGUACUGCUGCGAGCGAGCGUGGGACUCCUGACUGUGCUGCCUCUGUGAAGAUGUUGCCUGUCGACAAAUCCAUGUCGUUCAUUUCCACUGUUCUUAUGUUUUAUGAUUUGACAGAUGCCAACUGUUCGCAGUGCCAGAUGAUUUGUUUUGUAUUUGUUUGUUCUAUGUCUGCUUAUGAAAAAAAGGGAAAACGAGGAAGGAGAUAAAGUUUCUUGUGCUUUUUUCUGUGCAAAUAUAUAGUUUUGGGAUCAUUUCAGCUGGGUUUUGAAGUGUUUUGUGAUCUCCAUCCACCGGGAUAUCUUUCUGUAUUUCUCUGGUGCAUUUGUGGUAUUGAGCAAACAAUUUAUAAAAAUAAAAAACAUAAAUGCAGCCCAAAGAAGAUUCAACUCAUUACAGAUAAGGAGCUUUUUUAUUCAAACAAACAGCAGCAACCCACACUUUCCAGCAACACACAUUCCUCGAGUCUGAUCCUCGACUCUUCCUCAUACCUACCAUGUCAAUGAAAGUAAACAACCUAUUCUUUCUUUUUUAAUUUUUUUUAAGUGCCAUUUGAAGUGUGCCAUGGAUGACUUACAAUGACAUGCAUGGAUGUGAUGAAAACUACUGUGAAGUUUAUUUUUUGUAUCUUUGAAGAAUCCAGCUAUAUUUAACCAGAUUCAGGAAACUGAUAUUGUGCUACUAGGCUGACAGCAUCUCUCUCUCUCUCUCUCUCUCUCACAUUUACACACAAACAGACAGUUAUGUAUCUACCUGUACUUCUGAUAUCCAGUAUCCCUGCUCUGUGUAUCUGGUCUCCGGUAUAAUCUCUUUUCAAAUCAAUGCAGCCCAGUAAUAUGACUCUGUAAGUGCAUUCAGUGAAAUGUACUCCUCUCACCUUUAUGUUCCAAUGUUUUAGCUUCUGACAAUAUGGAAUAUUAAACA
Messenger RNA from Paralichthys olivaceus (Japanese flounder), 2726 nucleotides. The record is from RefSeq and is a predicted model, not a curated record. Lineage: Eukaryota; Metazoa; Chordata; Actinopteri; Pleuronectiformes; Paralichthyidae.